This is a messenger RNA of Diuraphis noxia (Russian wheat aphid), 473 nucleotides long. Its product is annotated as neuropeptide CCHamide 1. Lineage: Eukaryota; Metazoa; Arthropoda; Insecta; Hemiptera; Aphididae. The record is from RefSeq and is a predicted model, not a curated record.
UGUAUUAUCAAAUGACUUUUUUUGUUGCAGCGGCGUGUUUAAAUUAUGGCCAUUCGUGUUGGGGAGCUCAUGGCAAACGCAAUGUGGGCGGGACAAACGACAUAGACACUUUCUUAAGAUAUCGGAUGGCCCUUCUUAAGAAAUCGGGACGCAGAGAUUCAUAUAUAGAUCCAAAUACAGACCAAUCUCAAGAAGAUAUUCCGAACUAUUACAACAUUUUCAAACAUUAUUCAAAAAUAAAUUCGAUGAAAACAAACAACGAUGAUACCGUUGACACCUGGAGCCUUGAACCGAACAAUAACUUACCUAGUGGUAAGUCGUACUACGAAGAUCAAGUCUUAGAUCCCAGGAUUGAAUAUAAAAUUAUGAAAAUAUAGGCGAAGAAGUACCACAAUUUAUUCUAUAACGUUAAUAGUUAAUACUUGGAGAAACCGGAAAAAUUAAUAUUUCAAAUAUGUAACAAUAAUACCAUG